Eriocheir sinensis (Chinese mitten crab) is the source of this 4157-nucleotide messenger RNA. Its product is annotated as mucin-6-like. Bases 211 to 3195 code for a protein of 994 amino acids. Gene Ontology annotation, molecular function: protein kinase binding. The record is from RefSeq and is a predicted model, not a curated record. The transcript has 10 exons. Gene Ontology annotation, biological process: neuromuscular junction development; positive regulation of protein tyrosine kinase activity. Lineage: Eukaryota; Metazoa; Arthropoda; Malacostraca; Decapoda; Varunidae.
CCGCGCGCGCGACCAGCGGCGACGUGUGGCAGGCAGUGUGAAGUGAGCGGUGGGAGAGGGAGUAUCGCUGCUACUGUGCUCGGGUGUGCUGUCAUUGGGCGUUCUCGCAUCUUGUGUCAGUGGGCAGGAGGAGGGGAGGGGAAGUUUGGGCGGCGCGAGUGUUGUAAGAUAAGAUAAUGUGAUCAGUGCAGUGGAAGGUGAGACAAAGCUAUGGUUGAUAACACUCUAGUCGAAGGCGCCCUCAAGUUCCGCGAUGGAAAGAAGUGGAAACAACGCUGGGCCGUACUGGACAAGCUUUCUCCAGUGGCAGACGUGUUGCAGCUGCAGCUCUACAGAGACAGCCGCGACAGGGCCAAGGGUGCCGCCACCAAGGCCUCGCUGGCACUCCAAAACGUGCUGGCCCUCGAGACAGGGUUCACGCUGGACAAGGAGAGCCACACGCUAGGACUGCUGUGCAAGGACGUGACGCUGGUGGUGGCCUUUGACACGAGGGAGCGACUCUUGCAAUGGCACGUGAAGAUGACCACCACCCUGGGACAAGAGCAACAGUUCCUGGUGCAGGUGUUACAAGUGCCGCCACGGUCCCGUGUGUCUGCCGGCCCGGCGAGGCUGCACGUCCGCGACCACCGCUUCUGCCUCACCACUGGCACGCCGCCGCGCCUCCUCGCCGCCUGGUCCACGCAAGACCUCAGGCGGUACGGCGUGGUGGACGGGCGUGUGGUGUGGGAGGGCGGAACACGUUGCGGCCGCUGGACGGGCGUGCACGUUGCUCUCUCCGACGCGCCCCACGCCGUCACCCACGCCAUCGACCAGGCGGCACGGGGACUCCUUGCUAAGCCCAGAAACAGACCCACGCCCAGCACAGGUUCGCGGGCCGAGAGUCGCACGGAGAUGUCGUGGCUGCGGGAGGUGAGCGUGAUGGACCUGAGCAGCGAGACGGUAUCUUUGGCAGCGUCUGAGGCCACGGCCACGGCGACGACGCCCCGCGACACGCUGCCGGACCACGGUGAUGUCCACUACACCGACACCCACUCCAUCGCCUGGCCGCCCUGGAGCCGCCGCGCCUCCUGCCAGAGCCAGUCUGUGCCGGGGUGCACGCCCGUCAGCAGCUCCGGCCAGCUGCUGAGUGCUCACGACGGGGACGAGAGCGCCUGGUGGGCGUCCACAUGGGCGCGGGGGUCGUGGGAGGGAAUGACUGCCCCGUCACCCACCCCGGAGUCCCUCUACGACCACCCGCGCCCCCUGGCUCACCUACACCCACCUGGUCUCCAGCAGUGCUGCCUCGCCCAGCACCAACACCUCGCCACGCAGCAGCAGCAGCAACCGCAUGACACGGCCGGCCCAGCAGCUCCGCGCGGCGCCCUCAACCCUCUGGACAACUACGACGUGCCGCCGCGCUCGCUGCCGUCACACGUCACCGCCGCGGCCCACUACGACACGCCGAGGCGUCUGGUGAUGUGUGACAAGGGCACCACACUGGUGCAAGACCCUCCGGGGCCCGCAGGAGACGGGGGUGACGGGGUGGCUCCCUCGGGGGUGUGGUGUGAGGGCGGCUUGGUGUCGGCGGCCCCCAGCUGUGGUCAGGUGCUGGGAUGGGCGGGCUCGCUGGUGUGUGGGCGGCGGGAGGAGGGCGAGACCCCCUGCGAGCCCCUCCGGGUGGAUGGUCACGGCCGCAUGCCGGUGGUGGACGCCAACACGGGCACCAUCCUGCGCCACCCGCCGCCACCGCCGCCCACGCCCCCGCACCCCACACAACCGCCGCCACCGCAGACGCAGCCCAAGGACGCCGCGGCCCUCUACGCGGUGGUCAACAAGAGGAAGAAAACCACAGGCAAGCCCCGUGCGCCCACCCCACCCCCCACCCCGCCCCCCACGCCCCCGCCACGCCACCCGGAGGUCGUCACGACCUCCUCCCACGCCAACUACGCCAACAUGGACUUCGCGGCGAGCCUCAAGCUGUACGAGAACGUGCGGGACGUGCGCACGGCCGCCACCACCCCGCCGGGCAGCGCCGUGCAGACCCAGCCCGCGCCGGGUCAGGCGGGCGGCAUCUCCUCCAAGGGCGCCGCGCCCCCCGAGCCCCCGGCCGCCCCCCCAUCCACGCGCCACACGCCGACCUCGCCCGCCGCGGCCGAGUGCACUCUCACGUUGGAGGUGUCCUCUUGCAGCGACAGCGACAAUCACUACAUGGCCAUGACGCCGCGCUUGCCCUCCGACCCCCACUACCUCCCGAUGGGCCCCACGCGCCCAGCCGCCGAGCUGGUGCCGUGCGAGACCCUCAGCGACGAGUCGGAGGUCAUGACGCCCGUCAAGGACAGGAGUCGCUCCCUCAGCAUCACGGAGAACAGGUACGGCCGUUCCCAGUCCGUGGCCGCCAGUCACCGCUGCCUCACCCUGGCGCCGCGCCGCUCCACCUCGGCAGACUCCCGGCCGCGCGAGGCGUGGCCCUCGCCCGCCACCACGCCCACGGCCACACCCACGCACCGACAAACCGUCACCUCCUCGCUACGGAGACGCAACAACAGACUCAACUCCGAGGCGGCAACGGACAGCGGCUGCGACCUGAGACACGACAGCGUGGAGGCUGACGCUGCCUCGGUGACGCCCGACCAGAGCGUCUGCACCGACGUGGAGGUGAGCGUCAACCCGCGUCCCGAGGUCAUCGCCACCGCCGCGCGGGAACUGGUGUCGGAGGGCAUGUGUGUGCUGCGCCGCUCGUCCUCGGUGCCCGGCAAGACGGCGGCCAACAGAGACUCUGCCUCCAGCAGCGACUCCGGCGUGUGCGAGUCCCCGAGGGCCGUGGACCGCCUGCUCACCUCACACUGCCUCCACGCCUCGCUGCCUCGCUCCCGCCGCCCUCACCUGCCCGCCGCCACCGCCGCCGCCUCCACGCACUCAGGUGUGGCCGCGUCGUGCCAGGAGCUGGGCGGAGCGGGCGGCAGCGCGGGCGGCAGCAGCAGCGGGAGCGGCGAUGCCAAAUCCACCUCAUCCGGAGCCUCCGACAUGAGUGACUACCUGGACACCCUCAGCCUCUCCUCCUCCCACUCCUCCUCCGACCACGACAGGCUGCUGGCGAGGUCUUCCGUCAACACACUACGGCCACGCUCAGGGCGCGAGUACACGAGGCUGGACCGUCACGGUCUGUGCACUGAGAACAAGACGCUGCCGGUGUUGGGGGAGGCGCCGCCCCACUAGAGGCCCCCCGCCCCCCUUGGUGCUCAUAAGGGCGGCGGUGUACCUCCCUCAGGGGCCGCGGGAAGGUGGUCGUCGUCGUCGCCUCCCGUCGUCCCCUCAGCUCUUCCGCCUUCAGGAACCUGAGAAGAGGAUCAUCCACGACUUGGUUUCUCCUUCCGUUCUCCAUCUCUACAGUUACAUGUACAGACAGACAGACGCAUAUAUACCGGCGUCUCCAGACCUGGUUGGGGCGCUUCACUUCACCUCACUUACGCCUGUGUUAGUUGGGAACGACAAAACCUUUUCCUGAGUUAUUAUUUGUCUAUUUAGAUUUUAUUUCUUGUUCUGUUUGUAUUUAUUCUGUUUUGUUUUCGUGUACAAAGCUUUGUGAUAUGUUACCGUGUGUCUAGAGGGGGGAGGGGGAGGGCAGGGGGACUGGCGCUUCUAGUCAGGGGGUAGGCGGGGGAAGGGGCGACCCAGGGGUUGCCCUGCCCCGCCCCAUCCCGCCCCGCGCAGGUAACCCCCAGGUGUCCGUAGUAUAGUGGAGACGGGGCGGGGCGGUGGGGGGGCGGGGGUAAGAGGUGUGUGUAUAUGUGUGUGUGUGACAUAGUGUACAUAUGUUGGUGGUGUGUUUGCGUAUACCUAUGUAUGUAUGUGAGUGUGCGUGUGUAUAGGCAUGUAUGUGUGUGUGUGCGCGUCUUGAAGUGGUAAGUCGCUCUCCUGAGUGCCCGGGAAAGGUGUGUAAAGUUAAUUAAGGUGACAACGAACACUCAUCGAGACGGAGGUAAUGAGAGAGAGAGAGAGAGAGAGAGAGAGAGAGAGAGAGAGAGAGAGAGAGAGAGAGAGAGAGAGAGAGAGAGAGAGAGAGAGAGACCUCUAGACCCUCGCCCUAAGGCCCCCGUCAAGUAAUAUAUAUUGAAUGCAGACAAGACAGACAGACUGGCAGAUUUGUAUGUAUUUAAUAAAAUAUUUUUACAAAUUAA